Molecule: messenger RNA, 3204 nt
Organism: Aspergillus pseudonomiae
Lineage: Eukaryota; Fungi; Ascomycota; Eurotiomycetes; Eurotiales; Aspergillaceae
Product: pre-rRNA-processing protein ESF1
Exons: 7
Coding region: 1-3204 (1067 amino acids)
Biological process (GO): rRNA processing
Cellular component (GO): nucleus
Molecular function (GO): kinase activity; RNA binding; ATP binding
Source: RefSeq, a predicted model, not a curated record
AUGGAGUCGAUCUCACCCGUAUUCUCGUCGGGCACGGAGCAGCGGUACUCUCCACCAUGGGAGGACUUGAGUAUCAUCGGUAUCGCUGGUAGCUCGGGCUCCGGCAAGACUUCUGUGGCAAUGGAAAUCGUGAAGUCACUCAACCUGCCGUGGGUUGUGAUUCUCGUAAUGGACUCAUUCUACAAGAGCUUGACACCAGAGCAACACGCCAAAGCGCACAAUAACGAAUUUGACUUCGACUGCCCAGAUGCCUACGAUUUUGAUGCCCUUGUGCAGACCUUGAAGGAUCUAAAGCAAGGAAAGAAGGCAGAUAUCCCCGUUUACUCAUUUGCCGACCAUCAGCGCCAACCACAAACAACUACGCUUUACUCCCCCCAUGUGAUAAUUCUGGAGGUCAUGCGAGACGUUAAAGAGCGAGGAAGAGAUAUUGAAGGCAUCAUCAAGCAGUGGUUUACUUUUGUUAAGCCGUCAUAUACGAGGUUCGUUGAACCACAACGGUCUAUAUCGGACAUGGUUGUGAAACACAUUCAACGGAAACUUGAUGAGAAGUCCGAGAAACACAGAGCCGAGCUAGACCAACUACGCAAAAUUGCAUCGGAACUGCAGCUCUCGCCUAACGUCAUGGUAAUGCCUUCGACAUCUCAGUUUGUUGGCAUGAACACGAUCCUUCAAGACCCAAAAACGGAGCAAGUCGACUUCGUCUUCUACUUUGAUCGGCUCGCUUCCUUGCUCAUAGAGAAGGCCUUGGACUGUACCUCGUAUGUUCCAGCUGGAGUAGAAACACCACAGAAGACUACCUACCAGGGCUUGAAUCCGGAAGGUAUAAUAUCUGCUGUUGCAAUUUUGCGAGGAGGCUCUUGCCUCGAGACCGCCCUGAAGCGCACUAUUCCCGACUGCAUUACUGGUCGCGUGCUCAUUCAGACCAAUGCGCAGAAUGAAGUACCAGAGUUACACUAUUUGAAAUUACCGGAAAACAUACAGAAGCAUACCACAGUUAUGCUACUUGACCCCCAGAUGUCCACCGGAGGAGCUGCCUUGAUGGCUGUUCGGGUGUUGGUUGACCAUGGCGUGGAGGAGCAUAAGAUUGUCUUUGUGACAUCCGAUCCUCGUUUCGCCAAUAUUCAAACAGAUCCUCGUUACCGUCUACCUAGCAAACGGCAGACACAUGUGAAACUCGACAAGCGUUUCGCGCACAUGCUGCACGACAAAGACUUUUCUCGGAAUGCUGCAGUCGACCGAUACGGACGGAAGCUCGCCCGCGAUGAUACGAAGAAGCAGCUGGAGAGAUUCUACCGACUUGAGGGGGACGAGGAAGACGAGGAAGACGAGGAACACAUGAGUGUGGCUGACGACGAUGAGGUCCUCAAAGAACUUAAGAAGGCGGAUAAGGCUAGUGGCACUUACGAUCCCGCGCGUGAUGGAGGCUUUUCGUCUUCGUCCUCGGAAGAGGAGAGCUCCGACGAAGAGGAGGAUGAGGAUGAUGAAUUUGGCGCGGGCGAGGAGCUUGAGUUUCCGGAUAAACAACAGAGCGGCGUCCCCACAGGUGAUGUAACAGAACGGAUUGCGGUGGUGAAUCUGGACUGGGAUAAUAUACGGGCAGAGGAUUUGAUGGCCGUAUUCUCUAGUUUUGUUCCUGCUGGUGGACGGGUACUGAAGGUUUCUGUCUAUCCGAGUGAAUUUGGAAAAGAGCGCAUGGAAAGAGAGGAGACGGAGGGCCCUCCUAGAGAGAUAUUUGCUGCGAAAGACGAUGAUGAGUUUGAAGGUUUCGAAGACGACGACUCAGAUGUUGACUCAGAUGAGGAAGAGGAGGAGAUUAAAAAGUCAAUGCUGAAGGAAGACAAGGGCGAGGAGUUCAACUCUACGGAACUACGAAAGUAUCAAUUGGAGCGACUACGCUACUACUAUGCUAUCUUGACUUUCUCGAGCAAGGAUGUGGCGAAGCACGUCUACGAUUUGGUCGAUGGUGCUGAGUAUCUGUCGAGCGCAAACUUCUUUGACCUUCGUUUCGUCCCCGACGACACCGACUUUUCCGAUGAUAAGCCUCGUGACGAAUGCAAACGGAUUCCAGAUGGUUAUCAGCCUAAUGAAUUCGUGACCGAUGCGCUGCAGCAUAGCAAAGUUAAGUUGACCUGGGACAUGGAAGAUAAAUCACGAAAGGAAGCUCAAGCACGGGCGUUCCGAGGUAGCCGAAAAGAAAUUGAUGAAAAUGACUUGAAGGCUUACCUCGCCAGCGAUAGCUCCUCUGAGGACGAGGACGAGGACGGCGGAGUGGAAGUUGUGGAUACUACAAAUGAUGGCGGCGGAAGUUCUAAGAAAAUCUCUAAGAAAGAAGAUGAGAGACAGCGUAUGCGCGCUCUCUUAGGGCUGGGUACGGAGCCAGCACCUUCCUCUAAGUCCGACGGCCCUGUUGGCGAAAUGGAAGUCACGUUUACCUCGGGUCUGGCCGGCGGCUCCAACAAAGACAGCAUUUUUGAGAAUGAGCCCGAGAAAGACGAGACUACGAUUGAGAAGUACAUUCGCAAGGAGCGUGAGAGGAAGAAGCGGAGAAAGGAGAAGUUGAAGGCGUCCAAGAAGGGCGACACUGAGGCCGAUGAACAGGAUGAUGCACCUGAACCAGAAGAGAAGCCCCAGGAGGAAGAUCUGGGCUUCAACGAUCCAUUCUUUGACGACCCCUCUGGUAAGGAAUCCGCUGCAGCUCGCCGCAAAGAGGAGAAACGGAAGAAGCGGGAGGAGCGUGCUGCAGAGGAAGCUGCAGCCGCCGCUAAGCGAGCCGAGCUCGAGCUGUUGAUGAUGGAUGAUGAAAACAAGAAUAUCAAGCACUUCGACAUGAAUGAGAUCGAAAAGGCAGAGAAACAAGCCCGCAAAAAGGGCAAGGGCAAAGGAAAAGGCAAGCAGGCGGCACAAGUGGUGGACGACUUCCAAAUGGAUGUCAGCGACCCGCGUUUCGCUCGUUUGUUCGAGAGCCACGAGUUUGCUAUUGAUCCUACCAAUCCUCGCUUCAAGGCGACAUCUGGUAUGAAGCAAUUGCUGGAAGAAGGACGUAAGCGACGUAGGAACCGGGACGACCGUGCGGACGAGGAAGAGGUCAGCCGCAACGAUCAGAAGAAGACGAAGAAGCAGAAGAAGAGCGAAUCCACUGAAGGUGGAUCAGAGGAUCUGAAAAAGUUGGUGGACAAAGUGAAGCGGAAGACACAGAAGAGUUGA